Molecule: messenger RNA, 2534 nt
Organism: Phoenix dactylifera (date palm)
Lineage: Eukaryota; Viridiplantae; Streptophyta; Magnoliopsida; Arecales; Arecaceae
Product: plastidic glucose transporter 4-like
Biological process (GO): transmembrane transport; carbohydrate transport
Cellular component (GO): membrane
Molecular function (GO): carbohydrate:proton symporter activity
Source: RefSeq, a predicted model, not a curated record
UACUAACUUUUUUGCAGUCGAGCCCAGCACAGUAUUGCCGUGAGGUCUCCCCGUGGCGAGUCCAUCUAUUCUCCUCUCUUACCACAAGAGGACGGACAAAAAGGCUGCACUUGGGGUUUUCCGCUGGAUCCCCAAUUUCUUUGGCGAUCAUAACCGGCGGAUCAAAAGUAACGCCCUGCUCCCAAAGCUUUUGAUUUUAUAAGUGUCUCUUUCUCACGGCGGAAUCGACAAAGCUUACACUCUCCUGCUCAUAAAAAGUUUUCCUGGAGUAGAUCUGGGGGCAGUGCCUUACUUCCUCCAUUUUACAUAAAAAAAAAAUCUCUUGCUCAUACGAGAAGAAUAUAUAGAAAGAAAACUCCUGGAAACAAGAACCAAGAAGGAUAUUGAAGGAAAAAGAUGAUGCAAGCCGCUGCGUUCGUUGCCAAAGGAAGCGUUGUUGCUGCCUCCGAGCUCCAGAGUCAUCAAAGGAGAGUCUCCGCUGGUCUCGGUGCGUUCCGAAGGAAAACUUUGGGACCGAAUAGUAUGCGGAUGCCGGAGAGUGGGUUCUUCUGUGGGAGAUCGCCUUUUGGCUCUUCGCUUAAUUUGAGAGUGGAGAUGGCGCGGGUGAGGGCAGGAGUGGAAGGAAUCUUUAGAUCCAGAGAGAAAGCUCGCUGGGUCAGGGUCCAAGCUUCUGGUGAUCCGGAGGAUGUUCCUUCUGAAAAACUUCAAGCAAAAUCUUCUGGGACCGUUUUGCCGUAUGUUGGUGUUGCUUGCUUGGGGGCCAUUUUGUUUGGAUAUCAUCUUGGUGUGGUGAAUGGAGCGCUUGAAUACCUCAAGGAUCUUGGAAUUACUGAAAAUGCUGUACUAAAAGGUUGGGUUGUUAGCUCAUUACUUGCAGGAGCUACUUUUGGCUCUUUCGCUGGAGGAGCAUUGGCCGACAAAUUUGGUCGAACACGAACAUUCCAGCUAGAUGCAAUUCCACUUGUAGUUGGUGCAUUUCUCAGUGCGACAUCCCAGAGUGUACGGACAAUGAUAAUUGGCCGGAUACUUGCUGGAAUUGGAAUUGGAAUCUCUUCUGCUAUCGUGCCACUUUACAUAUCUGAGAUAUCACCAACCGAAAUUCGUGGAGCUCUUGGAUCUGUUAAUCAACUCUUCAUUUGCAUUGGAAUUCUUGCAGCUUUGGUGGCUGGAUUGCCUUUGGCAGGAAAUCCUUUAUGGUGGAGGACAAUGUUUGGUAUUGCAAUUGUUCCCUCUGUCCUAUUGGCUUUGGGGAUGGCUAUUUCUCCAGAAAGUCCUCGUUGGCUAUUUCAGCAAGCAAAACUUUCUCAAGCAGAGAUAGCUGUAAAGAAACUCUAUGGAAAGGAAAAGGUUGCUGAGGUUAUGCAUGAUCUAAAAGCUGGUGGCCAAGGUUCCACAGAACCUGAUGCCAAUUGGUUUGAUCUCUUCAAUAAGCGCUACAGGAAAGUUGUGAGUGUAGGAGCAGCAUUGUUUUUGUUUCAACAGUUGGCCGGUAUAAAUGCUGUUGUAUAUUAUUCUACAUCUGUGUUUCGGAGUGCGGGAAUUGCUUCUGAUGUUGCAGCAAGUGCUCUUGUCGGGGCAUCAAAUGUCUUUGGCACUGCAAUUGCAUCUUCUCUGAUGGACAGGCAAGGAAGGAAAAGUCUUCUAAUCACAAGCUUUACUGGAAUGGCUACUUCGAUGUUGCUCCUCUCGCUAUCUUUCACUUGGAAGGUUCUGGCACCUUAUUCAGGAAUCCUUGCAGUAUUGGGCACGGUCCUGUAUGUGUUGUCCUUCUCACUUGGUGCUGGCCCUGUACCAGCCCUUCUGCUUCCGGAGAUAUUUGCUUCCAGAAUCAGAGCCAAGGCAGUUGCAUUAUCUCUGGGAAUGCACUGGAUUUCCAAUUUUGUUAUUGGCCUUUACUUCUUGAGCGUUGUGAACAAAUUUGGAAUCAGCAGAGUCUACUUGGGAUUCGCAGCAGUCUGCUCUCUCGCAGUUCUGUAUAUAGCUGGCAAUGUGGUGGAGACCAAAGGCCGAUCACUGGAAGAAAUUGAGCGUGCUCUUAACCCUGCAAUUUGAUAUAUUAAAAAGUAACUGGAGCAUUUUGCAGGUCAAAAGGAGAGCCAACAAAUGGAAUGUGAUAUACCUUCCCUUUCUCCCGUGGAAUAAUGAAAAGAACCAUAGUAGUUUUAGGCUUGCAACAGGCUUCUUGGGCGUUUCCACUAUGGUGUUAUGAGUCGAAUAAAAUCGAUCUUGACGAAUAUCAAGCUUGUCGUGAUGACAUCUUGGAGGAAGUUUGAAGACUGCGAAGACUAUUUGUUCUUAGAUUUUAACUCCGUCGCUCUGUUGGCGAAAAAUCAAGAUUGGUUGCUCUUGUAGCAUCAUUUUGUAAGAUCCAAAGCUGUUUAAUCUCCUGAAACUUUCUCGAACUCUAUAAAGAUGUCAGCGUCAAUGGACAGACUAUUCCAAGUCAUGGGUGGCAAUCUCCAUCUCUUGCCAUGGUAUGAUGUCGUGUUAGUUGCAAUGAAAUGAGAAUCGGAGCCAAAUUUGAUUUGUGAAAA